Messenger RNA from Schistosoma guineensis, 1009 nucleotides. The record is from the annotation of a GenBank genome assembly. NCBI's taxonomy places the organism in Eukaryota, Metazoa, Platyhelminthes, Trematoda, Strigeidida, Schistosomatidae.
AUGAGGCGUCAAAAAUAUUUUCCUAAAUGGUCCUUCGGAUUCGCAUCAGAAACGGUCGUUCUUGGAUGCAUUUUGCAAUUAGGAGUUUUGUUUACUGCUUAUAUUGUAUAUACAAAAUUCAAAAUGUCAUAUGAAAAGAUAUUGUUUGCUGAUGCUUAUGCUGUUAAUGGGACUCCUCAGGGAUCAGUCGUAAGUGAAACUAAAGAACAUUCUUUAUUCUUGACUAUCCACUUGAGCCCUAUUGCAUCUCCACAAGAAUGUUUGGAGUCUAUUGGACAUAUUGAGAGAUAUGUUGAUUCAAUUUGUCCAAGACAUUUGUGUCGUGGAGAUGAAAUUCUAUAUGGUGUCGGUUUCGGAUUUGAUUUCUUUCGAAAAAUCAGCCCCGAUUUUGAACACAAGAAAGUUGAACCCUUUGAAUAUCAUGAACGUUCAGGGGCUUUGGGUAGACUUCCUAAGACGGGCGGAGAUAUAUUUAUUCAUGCUAAGUGUAAUAAUUAUGGCAAGUUGUUUGAACUGACACAAGCCAUCAUUAUUAAUUUACCACCCAGAUCUGUAGACAGAUUCGAGGAUAUUUACGGAUGGGUUUAUCGUAAUGGGCGUGAUUUGAGUGGUUUUAUUGAUGGAACAAUGAAUCCGAGAGAUCCAGAUGAACGGGCAGAGGUAGCAAUCAACACAUAUACAGGCGGAAGUUAUGGUCUUGUUCAAAAAUGGAUUCAUGAUAUGGAUUUUCUUCGAUCAACACCAGAUAAUAUAAAAGAAAAAUGGAUUGGUCGAACAAUUGAACAUAGUUUUGUAUUACAUGAUAAAUCUAUUACAUCACAUAUUGCUAGAAUGAUUGGAUCUGCAGAAAGAGGUAAAUGGCCAAAAUUUCGUAUCGUUCGACAAUCUCAACCAUAUGGUACAUUAUCUGGUGAAGCUGGACUAUUAUUCAUUGCAUAUGCAGCUGAAAUAAAAAAUUUCAAUUUUAUGCUAGAUCGUAUGACUGGUGAUACUGAAGAUAGAGAAAUAG